GCAAAGUGGCCUACUAACGCUCCGCAAUUCAUUCUUCAGUCCUCCCAAUUCGCUCAAGAAAAAACGUGUGGAGUCAGAAAAGGAAGUAUACACUACAAGCGAAAACCUGCAAACUCAUUAAAAAGAAAAUUAAAUUAUUAUUAUAUAUAUAUAAUAUAUUUGUGCAGCAAUAAUUUCAGUUGGUUACCAUUCAGACACACCCCCUCUCUCUCUCUAUAUAUGCACACAGGUUCUUCGUGUUGGACCCCUUGUCCCGUUCUUAGAUCUCCACAAAAUUUCCCUCCCUUUUCACAAGAAUUAGAUAAGCUAACAGAAUUUCCAUAGGUACUAUGGGGACUGUUGUUGAUGCAGCAAUCAAGGUUGCAAAUGGAAGUGCACACACCAACAAGAAGGUUACUGUUGUUUUUGUUCUAGGUGGCCCAGGCAGUGGUAAGGGCACUCAGUGUUCAAAUAUUGUUGAACAUUUUGGUUAUACUCAUCUCAGUGCGGGUGAUCUUCUCCGAGCUGAGAUAAAAUCUGGUUCUGAAAACGGGACAAUGAUUCAGAACAUGAUUAAGGAAGGAAAAAUUGUACCUUCUGAGGUAACAAUUAAGCUUCUCCAACGAGCAAUACAGGAAAAUGGGAAUGACAAGUUUCUUAUUGAUGGUUUUCCUCGUAAUGAGGAGAACCGUGCGGCAUUUGAAUCUGUAACUGGCAUUGAGCCAGAAUUUGUACUAUUCUUUGAUUGUCCAGAGGAGGAAAUGGAGAAGCGUCUGUUGAGUAGGAACCAGGGAAGAGAAGAUGAUAAUAUUGAGACAAUAAGGAAGAGAUUUAAGGUUUACAUGGAAUCAAGUCUCCCGGUGAUUGACUACUACAAAGCUAAAGGGAAGGUCCGAAAGAUUGAUGCUGCAAGACCAAUUGAAGAAGUUUUUAAGGCAGUCAAAGCAGUUUUCACCCCAGAGAGUGAAAAGGUUGCUGCUUAAAGAUGCUACACGGUGCAUCAUAUUGCAUCAAAUCUCAUUGUAGGUGGUUCUGAAAUAUAUGGCUUCAGGAAUUUGAUUUGCAUAAUCAGUGGAUUUCUUCACCUAGAGGGAAUACAGUUCACUAUUGUCUUGAUUAUUUUAAGAACCAUUAAAGUACAAUUUAAAGAGGCUACUGCCUCUAUAUUGUUACUUAAAUCUACAGGUUUGAUGAGGUUAUAGCCUUUAAAUGGUUGUUGAUUGAAAGACUGAAUUCUCUUUAUAAGAUUCAUAAUCUCACAGUGACAA
Molecule: messenger RNA, 1247 nt
Organism: Sesamum indicum (sesame)
Lineage: Eukaryota; Viridiplantae; Streptophyta; Magnoliopsida; Lamiales; Pedaliaceae
Product: UMP-CMP kinase 3
Biological process (GO): 'de novo' pyrimidine nucleobase biosynthetic process; pyrimidine nucleotide biosynthetic process
Molecular function (GO): ATP binding
Source: RefSeq, a predicted model, not a curated record